Cygnus olor (mute swan) is the source of this 2766-nucleotide messenger RNA. RefSeq names its product chromosome 14 C5orf47 homolog (gene C14H5orf47). The record is from RefSeq and is a predicted model, not a curated record. Lineage: Eukaryota; Metazoa; Chordata; Aves; Anseriformes; Anatidae. Bases 43 to 867 code for a protein of 274 amino acids. The transcript is spliced from 5 exons.
CUGAACUGCUGGAAUUUUGUGAGAAACCAUUUUUCUGUGUGCAUGACUGGGUGGUACAAGGCCCACCCUUCACUAAGCUUAUUGUUCCUUCCUGCUCAGAAAAUAGUUACUUUUCCUUUUUUCCCUCACCGAGCCAGAACACCGAAAUGGGUCAGUGGUGAGCAGACGGGAUGGGGCAGGAGGGGUGUUCUGCAGGGCCCCCACGCCAUGCCCACUUACCCCACAGCGCAGCAGCUGGGCGCCCACUCCCUCAGCCCCCGCCUCCCCAGGCUCUCCUCAGCGCCCUCACAGCUGGCCUGCCCACCAAAGAUGGAGCCUGGCUGCAGCCAGGGGAGGCCGCUUGUGCCACACAUUUAUGUCAACAGCUUCGGCUCCCACCGCUGCGGUUCCCUCAUCCGCUGUGGCAGGGGCUACAAGUGGGCUGAGGUGGGCCGGUCUAGGACCCUGCUUUCCCAGCAGAGCCCCGUGGACAGGAGCAGGGAGCAGAGGGCAGCCAAGGCGCAUGGGGACAAGGCUGACGCCAAGCCAUCGGCCGCUGCUGGCAGAGCCCAGGAGGUGGAGAGCUGUGGUGGGGUGAAGGAUACCAGCCUGUGCCAUGAUGACCUUCAAAAGGAGAAGCCUGACACCUUUGACUUUCCCUGCCCAUCAAGAAAUGUUGAAAAAGUAAUUAAACGAAAGAAGAAAAAGUCCAAAGUCUGGCUUAAAGUCUGGAAAGUAAUUUCAAAAAUGCUUGAAGAAAAUGAAAAGUUCAGAAGUCGACUGUUGACUUGUAGUCAGCUUAAUGGAGAAGGCAAUGGCAUGAAGCAAAGUUCACAGAAUGAGACAUUCUCCCUGGACAGGGAAGAGUCCAUCUUCGGUUGGGUAUAGCAAGAAAAUAAAGGAAGAUUCAAUCCAAAAGGAGAUAUAAAAGUAGUGAAAUUGUUUGUUAAGAUCUAGUUCUUAAUGAAAUUGGUGGCAAGACUACAAGUGAUUUCAGUGAACGCUGUUUUUCUGUUGUUUGUUUGGCAUAUGUGUUUCUACUGUUCAAGAGGUUUGUUUUUAGAGUGGCUUAAACAGCUCUGUUGUGAAAUAUUUAUUUGAAGUCAUUAAGUCUAGUGUUUCACUUAGUUAUUAGAUUUGAAAGCUUUUUAAUGAGCAUAAUAUUGUGACAGUUUGCUUGCAAAACAAUAGAGAUACACAUUUAGUGUUGACUGUGUAUUUUUAUUGUUUUUUUUUUGUUUGUAGCUUGUCAGAAUCAUAAACAAACGUAAAUUCAGUAAAACAGAACUCCACACAAGAUAUAUCAAAACACUUUUGUUCCUAGUGAUUUGAAUAAUUUUGAUUUUAUUAUAUUAAAAUAACACACAAUUACCCUUCUGUUCAUUCAUCCAUUUAUACAUGAACCUCAGCAAGUAUUUUGAAUAUGAAACCAGGUGAAUAUUUUCUGUCUUACUGUUCAUCACGAAGCACGUAAUAAUAUCAUCAUAAUCAGAAGGUGCUGUUUAUCUAGCUGACUUCAAUAACACAAUAUAAUUUUCUUCUGUUAUGGAGUUUUAUAGUUGGAAUCCUGAUUGACUGUUAAAACCUUUUAAACUAGCAAAUUGUGUAAAUGGAACACGAAGACUGCAUAAAAAUAGUAUGUAUACAGAUUUCAUCUCUAUAGCUAAAACAUUCACCUGUCACAAUUAGACAUCUUUGGUUUCAAUAAAAGGAUGAUUUUCUCAUUGCAUAAUGUCUUAGUGUUUGCAGAUAUAAUGACUGGAAUGUCAGAGCGUUGAGCUUUAAUAGUAUGCCAGUGAUUGUCAUUAAGCAGCAAAGCAUUUGGAAGGGUUUAAUCUUUGUUUACUUAAUAGUAAAACUGCAAAUAUGGAACCGGGAUGCGCCCUUCUGAUGACAGUUUGGGCAUCAAGGUUUUUUUUCUGAUUUGUGGCUGAGUAAUAUUCUGAUUUUACUUGAAAUAGUUGACAUUUCAGCUUAGAAAAGGAAGUGAGAAAGCAAAGUAUGCAGUCAAGAUGUGAUCAUUUUUCUGGCAGAAGAAAAAUGUCAUAGUUCUUUGGUAUUUUCAAAAUUCAUGUUUGGAGUCACACAUUUAUUUAUUUAUUUUUAAUAAAGGAGAUAGUCUUCCUGGUCCCCCACAGUUGUAUCAAUGAAUUGUUGGCAUGAAGAGUAGUUAUUUUGUAAUCUCAGAUUGUAAAUUGUAGAGCUACUGCUCUAAUGUUUCUUUUCUUGUAAACUGCAGCUGCAGUUGGUACCUGUAUUAGGUUGGUACCUGUAUUAGCACAGACUUAAGUGGCCCUGGAAAUGAAACUUGUGUGUUUCUGCUGUGCUGCUACUUUUUCAUCCAGGUGCAAUGGUGAUUUGAGGGGAGGGCCCAUGCAGCAUCAACCUUGCCAUAUAACUUUAUACUUGUUAACAUGCUGCUGAUCAAGAGAAAGAAAUGUCUACUGCCUUCCCUAUUAAUCCCAGCAAUCUGUGUUCUUACCUGCUUGUCUUAGCCCUCGUCCAACAUGCCUGUGUUCUGCCUUCAUCUCACUUCCACCUCAAUCAGGAAUGCAGCUCAUGCCCAGAGCAGAAGGUGGUGAGCAUCAGUCCUUCUCAGCCUGUGAGGUGUGUGAAAGUGCAAGCAAGGGGCCAGCAGCCCCUUCCCCCGGAAACCCUGUGGUGGUGGCUAUAUAAUUAAAUGGUUGCGAUCCACUAAUAGAAAAGAACCUCUGAUUGGUAGUACUCUGAGAGGGAUCUUAAAUUUGAAAUCACUUUGGGUUAGAUAAGCUAAUGCAUCAGGGCAAA